This is a messenger RNA of Podarcis lilfordi (Lilford's wall lizard), 9353 nucleotides long. The record is from the annotation of a GenBank genome assembly. NCBI's taxonomy places the organism in Eukaryota, Metazoa, Chordata, Lepidosauria, Squamata, Lacertidae.
UAAAGCGCGACGGGAGGCGGGCGCCGCCGUUCGCCCCUUGCAGCCCGCAGCGCAGCCGGCCUCCUCUUGCCCCGUCGCCGCCGCCAUGAGUUACUCCAAGUCCAGCGUCUACUCCAGCUCGUACCGGCCCGUCGGGGGCUCGGUGCGAUUCGGGCCGGUGGCCAGCGCGGCCAGCGUCUACGCCGGGGCCGGCGGCUCGGGCUCGAGGAUCUCCGUCUCGCGGUCGUCCAGCCUCGGCUCCAGCUACGUCGGGGGCGGCGGCGGCGGCGGCUAUGGAGGCAGCGGCUUCUCGCUCUCCCUCUCGGGCUCCGGCGUGGUCCACAACGAGAAGGAGACCAUGCAAGACCUGAACGACCGCCUGGCCAGCUACCUGGAGAAGGUGCGCAGCCUGGAGGCCGAGAACCGCCGGCUGGAGAUCCAGAUCCGAGAGCACCUGGAGAAGAAAGGGCCCAGCACCCGCGACUGGAGCCGCUACUUCGAGCUCAUCGAGGACCUGAAGAAUCAGGUGAGCGGGGGGGGGGCGCCGAGAGCAGCCUGCCUCCGGUACCGGAGAGGCCGGGGGCUCCGAGCCUACACGCAGGCUGAGAACCCCUCGCCGCCCUUGAUCCCCGCCAAGGCCACAGCCCUCGAGCCAAGUUUACAGCGAGGAGGUUUGCAAAAGUAGAAGAUGCAAGCUUAGUAGCUCAGUAGAAAACGGCAAUGAAGGAGUAGUUAAAAGUAGCCGGAACUGUUCCGGGGGUGGGAGGCACCUUGCACAUGCCCCGAUGCACUUUCUUCUCCGUACAUAACAUAACUUUAUAUGUUCCAGAGCUGAGCUCCAACCUUGAAAAGAAUGUAGGGCUUAAACCCAGUCGGUGUCAGGUUCAGAGAAGGUCAAGGAGACGAAGUCAGUGCCUCUCCAGAAGUGACAUCGUUUGAUCCCCAUUAGAAUUUGCCCUUUGCACAUGCAUCUUCCCGCCCGUACAGUAAUGGAUCUUUGCUCCAUGGAAUAUAGAAGCCCCACUUUGUCUGAUGUGGCCAGAGGCCAUUAGCUUUCGGCUUCAGCUCCCUCCCACUAGCUUACGGUGUUUUCUUUAGACAGCCACUAAGAGGCUGCCUAGUGUUAACCACAAACUGUGUUGCCAGGUUUUCAAACCAUCCCUGAAACUCAGCUUUUAACAGUGGUUUGAUAUACCAAGAGAGAGCAAACCACAGAGAGAAACCAUAUCCCCUGCUAAUUCGUGCAUAUCAAGCCACUGUUAAAGGCAUAGCUACAGAAACUAUUUGAAAAGUUGGCAACCCAAACGGCAAAAAAACCCACAUUGGCACAGAUUGAUGGUGGAGAAGAGAGAAUGCCUGGAACUUAGCCAAUAGUUUUUGCCCUGGGUUCAGCAAGUCUGAAAUGAUAAUCACUAAUUUGCUUCCGUUCAUGAGGUCAGCAGUGCUAUUCAGGAUUUCAUAAGCAUCCACCAAAGUAUUUAUUUUCUGCUAAUUCAACUGGUAGCUUCCCUUGAAACCUCUCUGUAUCCCAAGCCCCACCUUCUUGUUCAUAUACCAGGUAUGCUAGGUGCAAAAACAGUUAACCAUUUUGGGUUUUUUCUUUUUAAAAAAAUGAGAAUAUUAUUGUAUGGAAUAUAUAGGGAAGCUAUUGUAUGUAUCAGUCUUGGUAUGAACCAGAGCUCAGCAGCCCUUGAAACCAGGUUGUCAUAAUAGCAGAAAGGGUGCUUUGGGGCAUGUGAGGAUUGCCCUUCUCGCCCCCAAGUAUACUCAGUCAAUACGUGUAGGUCUUUGGAUAGGAUUUAAGAUUCCAGUAACUUGAGUGUGGUACCAUGGAAGUGUGAGUUCCAGUGAUUUUAAUUUUUGAAAUUAAUCCUUGGAUAGGAGAACACACCUCUACAUCAGGAGAGCACUCCCUUCCCAGUGGAAUCCUGUUAUGGGUCUAGAUUUGCUGCUCUUGUAUUCUGUUUAACUGCUUCCUGACAGUUCAACAGGUGAAGGGUUUCCAAUAAUGUAGCUUCACGUUUUGAAUUUCUGCACAGGACCCAUGUGGAAGCAGGAGGUCCGGGGAAGGUAGCAGAGAACCCAUACAAAGAGGCAGAAAACCACUCCACUUGCUCCUAUCAUAAACCUAGCUCUUGUUCCUUCCUAAGAGUUUCAUGACCAGGUGUGAUUCCUGGUUCAGUAGCUGCAUGUGCACACACAGGUCAAUCAUGAACCAGACUAUGGGCUAAUCAUUGCCACGUUAGCAAUUGCAGGCAGCUGCAGCCCGUCCUUUCCAAGGAGGUUGGGUGUGCGGGAUUCACUCUCCCCCUAAUUCAUUCCUGUAAACCCCGUUGUCUUUCUGUCUGUGGGGCUAGAGUUAUCCACUUCUUUUCCUCUGCCUAUACUCCCUUGCACUGAGAUCAGUUGUGCACUACAUAGAAAGCAACUGAAGCUUUUCUUCUAACAUGGAGAAGCAAGAACAGAGGGACAGGGAAAGUCUGCAGAAAUCCAGGCGGUUGUGCAUCUGUAAAGGCACAAAAAGCUUAUUAAGGAGGGAGGAAAGAAACAGGUAACCAAUAGAAAGCGUCAGUCUGGCUUACUCAGGAGGAAAAGACACUCUAACCUCCCCCCCCCAAUACAAGUCAAACAAUUUAUAUUUAGUCAUAGGUCAUAACAAGGAAGUACUAGGCUGCCAAAGAAGAUGGCUCAAUAAAAAAUACCAGGGGAGGGGAACUUGUGACCCUCCAGCUGUUGCCAGAAUACAGAUCCCAUCAUCACUUGCCAUUGGCCAUGCUGGCUGGCUGGGAGUCCAGCAACAGCAUCCGGAGGAGACAGUGCUGUACAAAGUGAACAAGUAAUUAAUAUCUCAUGUUUUACUGCCACUGCGAGAAAAGGCAUCGAAUCAUACAAUUGUAGUGUUGGAAGGGACCAUGAGGGUCAUCUAGUCCAACCCCCUGCAAUGCAGGAACCUUUUUGCCCAACCUGGGGCUGGAACCCACAACCCUGAAAUCAAGAGUCUCAUGCUUGACUGACUAAGCUACCAAGGUCGAUACACAUUUUUCAAACACGAAACAGGUUUAGGGUCUAAGGCUCUAGUUAAAACUGCCCUGCUUCUAGUUAAAACUGAGAGCUGAGGCUCCACUCCAAAAAUGAGGACUUGAAUGUGACACAGACAAGAAGUCACCUCAGUCGGUUUCUGUGCCUUUUACAGGGGUGGCCAAAUGCAAUAGAGGACAGAGCUCCUGUGCCUUUUAAAACACCAGUUAGAAGAAGGAAUUGCCUGUGCCCCAUAUAGUUAAAGCAUGUUGUUUCCCCCAGAGAAUCCUUCACAGAGUUACGAUUCCCAGCCCCCUUAAGCUACAAUUCCCAGGAUUUUUGGGGGGGAGCUUUAAAUGCAUGGUGUCUACACAGCCUUAGUAGGUGUAGUUUGUCAUGCAGGCAAUACACCAUCUGAAAUUCCCAUUUUAAACUACAGCUUGGGAGCACCCGCCCCAUAUGCCUGCCUUGCCUCUUCAAUGUGCAAAGCGUGCCCUCCUGCAAGUACAACGCAUAGGAUAUACACUCCAAGUCUGUGGGGAGUGGCGCUUUCAGUGUGGCAGCACCUGUUUGUGCUGUGUUGUCUAGCACUUGCGGAUCCUUUGAAUAAGCAGUUUAUAGAUAAGGGGAGCACUGAAAUGUACAGAUCUUGUUCUGGUCCCCACCGCUGCAUGAACGUGCAAAAUCCACAUGCAAAGCUUCAUCCUAACAUGCACACAUAGCAGUGGGUGAAAAGGCUUCUGAACCUUUCAAUUUCCUUCAUGCCCUGUGACUUCUGGGAAACUGGAACCUUGUGAGGCGGGAAACCAACACCCAGAGGCUAUAGCAGUUGGGUUCAAAGGACAAUUGUGUGCUGGGAAGAAUGACUGAGGGUAGAUUAAUUAUAAAAAAAUAUGUUUGUUCUCGUGAGUCAUGUUUAGUCAAUCAGCAAACAAAGUGUGCACACAAAAGGAUAACAGUGGAAACUACUUUAGCACCUGGUGAGAGCAGGUGAAUGGGACAAAAGGGAAAGGGGCUGGGUUAGAGGCCACAGGUGCAGGUGCAGAAGAUGAAAGAGGUGCAGGGAAGGUCUCCUGGGAAAGCUCAAGGGGGAGGGAUGCAUUUCCAGAAGCAAUGCCCCUUCCCCAAAACACAAGGAGAGAGAAAGUUUCCAUAAAAAAAUAUAUAUCAAAACCAGGCUUCUAUGCCAGGCAUGGGCAGCAUUUGCAUUUGUGAGGGCCACCUUGGGACACUUGCAGCCUUACAUGUUCUCCAGGCAGCUGCUGACAGGAUGGUGGUGAAACCAGAGCACAUUUAAGUCCCUCAUAGUUUACACCUUAAGGUGUGGUUGCCUGGAGCACACCCAAUGGCCAGAGAGCCUAUCCUCACAACCUUCCCUGUUAUCUGUUCCUGCUAAGAACAAAGGGCUUCUUUAAACAAGCAGGAUUUCCUACAGAGAAGAAGCAGGGCCAUUUUCACAUGAGAGGCAGAGAGGGAAAGGCCAAGAGUCACUGAAUUUAAAGAAUCAGUCACAGAACUGCAGUGAAGUAGAAUCUAUGCUUUGGGGAUCCUUCAACAUCCGAGUUUACAGAUGGCAUAGGAUGCAUCAUGUUGGGAAGGCAAGGAAACCAUUUUGUCCUUGUGCUUCUACUUGCAAAGGAAAGAAGGUGGUUGUCUCACCCACUGUCUUAACUUGAGAGGUGUCCCUUUAAGAAUCUCUCCUCCUCUUGUUGCCUUGGGAACUGGGAAGGUGAAUUGCACCUGUGUUGGCUUAAGCAAACAAUAGGAUCUGUGUAGGCUGGCAGGAAAUCAGUAGAUUCAGGUUGCAUUAGCCUUCACUGGACCAGAAACAAAGAGGAAGUUGGCAGUCCUUGGCAUAAGGCUGGGAAAAUAAUUUUUGAGUGACACCAACUUACUCCAAGAUCAGUUGGCUUAAGGAUGAGGGUUGCCAACUUUUAUUUCAGCCCCUGCUCCUCUUCCUUUGAACAGCACCCCAGUUUGCAAAUGUUAGCAGGUGAUGUUUGCCUUGAUGAUGAAACUUGAAAGUUUAUUCGGCUCAAGCUGCUGUUGGAGGAGCAAUGCCUGGUUAUGUCCUUUUUUCUGGACAGUUGACAACUCUUCUAAAGGCUGGUAAAUGUCUUUCACACACUACAUUAAUUACUAAGUUUUGUGCUUCCUUUCUGUCCUCAGAUCUUUGACCAGACAGUGGAUAACGCUCGAAUUGUUCUGCAGAUUGACAAUGCCAGGUUGGCUGCUGAUGACUUCCGUGUAAAGUGAGUGGAUUUUCUUCUUGUUGGUCCUGUUUGGUCCUGGGAUCCCUCCAGAGGCCCAUCUCUGUAGAACAUGAGACUCAGGGUUCAAGUCCCACAUUGGGCAAAAUAUUGCUGCAUUGCAGGGAGUUGGACUAGAUGACCCCCGUGUUCCCUUCCAAAUCUGAUUCUAUGAUUUUAUCAUUUUGGGACCUUAGAGCCGUCUUUCCCAACACCUUUCCCCAGAUGUUGGUCUACAGUUUUCAUCAUCCAAAUUCAGUAAGGUCGAUGGUCAGGGAUAAGGUGAAUUGUGGUCCCACAUCUGGGGACCCAAGGCUGAGAAAGACUGCCUUGGGGUGUAAAGUAUCACUAUCUCUAUAUGUGUGUCAUUUCAUAUUUUUAUGUUGUAAACUGCCCUGUGAUCUUUGGAUGAAGGGCAGUAUAUUAAUUUAAUUAAUGAUGGUAUCCGUAGUUAGAGCAAAAGCAGCAGCCUCUAACUCUUCUUUUUCCAUGGGGCGGUAGGCAUGUAUAAAGCCUACAGAUAUCAGAAAGGGAGGAACACAAAGGCCAGUGGGUCUCCUCCAUCCCUGCCUACGUGAUGUUGUGUAGGACUCCGGUUUGCUUCCAGAGCACCUUGCAUUCAAUCUCAAUGAGUCCUGGUUCCAGUGGUAAUUUCUGUCUCCAGUGGAAUGAGGCCAUUUGAGUGGCGAGCAAUAUCAGGCAGAUGGGGGUCACCUGCUAGGCUGCCAAAAAACAGAGUGGAGGGCAUUUAAGUGGGGAAGGCCUAAAUCCAUACAGUCAUUGGAUGACACUGGGGUUUCAAUGGCUAGCCAUGCAUCUGUCCAGACAAAGGAAGGCAUAAACUCAUUCACUGGGCUGAGAAGACUUUGGGUAAUCCUGUAAAGUCAGGGUUUAAAGGAACCAGGCACUGAGUGGGUGGGAGAACUGUUGUUGGACUCCCACCCCACCAGCCCCCAAAAGCAUAACCAAUGUUCUCGACGGGCACUGUAAUCCAGCAAUACUGGAAGGCCCCACUCCUAACCCACAAGUAUUCCAGAGUGCUUUAAAAAAAAUCUGUAAAUUUUGUGCCAAGAAUAGAUUAAUCCCCCAACCUGCAAAUGUUAUGCACAUUCAACAAAUUUGCACAAUUUCUCUCAAUUCUGCAAAAUUUGUUCACUAUUUUAUUUAGCAUUUUGCAUGCAUGAAUUUAUUCUGGUUUUGCUAAUCCCAGAAGAGGGACAAGGAGCAGUAUAAAGCACCAAAGAUCCACCCUUAACCAAUGGAGAUCUUACCCAGCAACCUCUUUGGCCUCUAAACUGUCAGCAGACAUUACAUGUUUUCAAGCGUAUGUUUAGAGUCAAUAAGGGCUAGAAACUUCAAAAUAAAAAUCAAGAAGCCGAAUUCUUCAUUCACCUGCACUUUUUGUGCAUUUACCUAGGAUCACUCACGGCAUGUGCACACCCCUGCUUCUUACACUCUGAAUUAAUCCCCCCAUCACCAGUGUGCACAUCUGUUUGCAAACUGAUUAUUGUGAAGACCUCAUUCCUUCUUCCCUGUCACCCAGGUUUGAGGCUGAGCUGGCCAUUCGUCAGUCUGUGGAGAGUGACAUUAAUGGCCUCCGCAAAGUCAUUGAUGAUACCAAUAUGAGCCGCCUUCAGCUGGAAGGUGACAUUGAGGCCCUCAAAGAAGAACUGAUCUUCCUGAAGAAGAACCACCAAGAUGUAAGUCUCUACUGCGGUCACUGGGCAGAGACAAGAUGGAGGUGGCAGGAGCAAUAGUUUGAUGGAAGAUACUGACUGGGGCCUGUCAUGAAUGGAAUCAAUGGCUUUGCACAUUUGGGACACACAGCAGCUUCAGAGUCUGUGCUCAUUUUAUGCCUCCUCUUCCCUUGCUAGGAAGUCAAUGCGCUACAGUCCCAGAUUGCCAACUCAGGACUGACAGUAGAAGUAGAUGCUCCCAAGUCACAGGAUCUGGGCAAGAUAAUGGCUGAAAUCCGGGCACAGUAUGACACCUUGGCUCAGAAGAACCUUGAGGAUUUGGACAAGUACUGGAGCCAGCAGGUGAGCAGAAUAACUUUUGCAGCUUGAUCCUGACAUGCCCCCAUAGCAUUUCAGGGUUUUUACAAUAAGAGAGAGGUUACUGUCCCCAGAACUAUAACCCUGACUGUCCUCAUGAAGAAUAAUAUUUCUUCCCACCUUUCCAUUAGAUCACUGAGAGCACCGUCAUGAUCACCCAGAAUACCAAGGAGAUUGAGACCGGCCGUGCUACUGUCACUGAGUUGCGCCGCAACGUCCAAACACUGGAAAUUGAGCUGGAGUCUCUGCGCAACCUGGUACGAUCUUCACCUCUCAUUCCAAAUACUGCAGGGGUAGGGAGCCUCAGUCCAGGGAGCUAUGUGGCCCUGUGGACCUCUCUGCCUGGCUCUUGGGAAUCUGCCCAGACCAAGCCCCCUCACCUUGCCCUCCUCUAGUGAUAUUUACCAGGCUGGAAUGUGUGAUAAUAGCUGUUCCUUGCCUGGAUGGCGGUGGGGGUGGGUGUCUGGCCAAACCCCCAGAUGCGACCACCUUGGAAGGUUGCCCAGAAAGGAAUAUGGCCUUUGGGCUGAAAGGGGCCCCCGUUCCUGAGCAUAGUAAUAUAGUAAUGUAGCGCUUGCUUGUUUGUGGUGCCUUGUUAGUGUUUUAAGUUCUGUAUUGAGAGAGAGGCACUCUGCAUGGAAUUAUUUCAUAAAGCAAAGGUGCAGCCUGUUCCUGUAACGGAGGCAAUAUAUGGAGUGUAUGGGAUGGAAAUACCACCUAAGAACAAUCAAAGUGUUGUUGGCUUAGCAAGCAAUGACCCUGAUCCCCAAUCCUGUCCCCUUUUUUAUUCUCUCUACAGAAAGCCAACCUGGAAGGAAACCUCCUUGAAGUGGAGAGCCGCUACGGCAUGCAGAUGGAGCACCUCAAUGGGCUAUUGCUGCGGACCGAGGCCGAACUGGCACAGAUGCGGAGCGAUGUCCAGCGCCAGGCAGAGGAAUAUCAGGCUCUGCUGAACAUCAAAGACAAGCUGGAGGCUGAGAUCAAUACCUACAGAACCCUGCUGGAGGGCGGAGAUGAGUUCAAGUGAGCUUUUCAUUCUUUCAUCUUUCUGGGGCAAAAACACAGGACUGGUCAUCUGGGCUCUCCCAAGCUAGACACAGAUGUUCUAUAGAUCACCAUAGCUCUGGUGUAUGUGGCCCUUUCCCUGCUCUUUCUCUGUAAGCUCUGGAACAUCAUUUCCCAAUCUUGGAGGGGAAACUGCUUCUAGUCACAAUGGCUAUAUGCUACCUUCGGGAUCGGAAACACACACCCCUCGAUGCCUCCAGCUGCCAGGCAUGGGGGAACAAUGGCAGGAGAGGGCUAUUGUACUCUGUCUUGCUUUUGGGCUUCCUGUAGGUACCUGGUUGGCCAAUGAGGAUGAGAGAGGAUGCUGGACUUGAUAAGCCUUGGCUCUGCUUCAGCAGAGCUCUUAAUGUUCUUUUAAAGUGUGUGUCUUGACUGAAUUAGGAUAGAAGGUGUGAUGCUCACUAAUGCCAGAGGAGAUUUACUUUUACAGUACUUCAGAGUAGACCUGUUAAGUGGAAGCCACAGGUCAGUCUUAGCAACUUGAGAUGAACCUUGUGCACAGUUCUAUUCUUAAGUUCUAGGACAUCCUUUCAUGAUGGACAAAUUCUAGACUCCCAAGUACACUUGCCGAAAUGGAUUGUCACUGGUCCUGGCCUUGCGACCCCUAGGCCCAUGAGGCUUCAGGUUGGGCUGCUUAAACCACCUUAAAUUGGCUUAAGAUGACUGGAUUUCCCCAGGAGGUAACAAGGAACUGGCAGCAGUGUCUCAUGUUCAUUGUCGGUGCCUUCUGUCUCUCUUCAGCCUGAAAGAUGCAUUACUGGAAAGCACCAUGCAAACUACUCAGAAGAUCCACACCACCAAGAUCAUUGAUGGCAAAGUGGUGUCGGAGACGAACGAAAGCAAAGUGAUGAAGCGUUGAUCCCACCUGCUGUGUGGCAAGGAUUGGCACCCGGUGCAGCUAACGUUGCGCACCUUUUGUUCCAGAGCUGGAGAGUUCCGGGGAGGGAGUGGGGUGGGUCUUAAUGGAAUUCAAUAAAGAAAUGUUAUU